UAUACUAUACAUAUCAGGUUUCUAAAUACUACUACUGUUAUAAGUCAUAAAAUUGUCGCCAUUUGAUUCAAUUGACAUGAAUUCUUCGUUAAAUGACGAGGAAAAAAUUUUUUUAAGACCAAUAUCCAAUCCAGUGCCGAACCAUGAAAGUGAUGAAAUGGCGGUACAAAGUAAUGGUGAAGCUUCAAGGCAACAGUUAAGAUAUCCCAUUUCAGCAACGAAUAAGAAUCCUCAACAUCCCUCAGAUAGUCCAAUUGUUAGAGCCCAAUUAGCUUUUCAGCAGUCAGCUGGCUCUUCAACUGCUGGAGCUACAAAUAGCCAGCAUAAGAAAUGGAUCAAGACCCAAGAAAGUGGGCAUGCUUCGUGCAAUGGAAAUUGGAGACAGCAGAAUGUUAGCUCGAGAGCAUCUGAUGUGUCUUCCACAAGAUCAGUACAUGAAGCCAAACCUGUCAUGAUGCAGGAUGGUAGUGGAGCCAAAAGGCAACAAAUGACAACUGGAUCAACAACUAAUGCAGGUUGUAGACCAAAAAGUGGAAAUUGGAGAAAUCAUAAUUUUAACUCUAGAGCAUUUGAUGCGUCAUCCACAAAAAGACCUGCACAAGAAGCGGAACCUGUGAUGCAGUAUGCUGGUGGAGCCAAACCAAGACUACAACAUUUUAUUAAACAGGAACAAUAUCCACAGAAAGACAGAAAAAGAGAAAAUGAAAAAGAAAGGAAUUCAAAAUGGCAUCAAGGAAAUAAUAAGCAACCUUUCAAGCACUUUCCUUUAAACUUCACCGAGGUGUUAAAGAUGAUUACAGAUAACGACCCCGGUCUUGUUGUUCAGAAAUUUGCUGAAGAAAGUACUGGACUCGGGCAGUUUUUGAAAAGCAACCCUGCAAAUUGGGAGAUUGUCUCAAUUGAUCCUAGCAGUGAUUGGGAACUUUUGCUUCAACAAAGGGCCCUUUUUAAGAAUUUGGAGAGUGUUAUACUCAACAUACCGAAAUCUCGAUCUUCAAAUUUGGGUUCCAAAGAAGAACGUUUGACUCGACUAAUUAGGAGCAUAAGUUAUUUGACGACGGAGAUGAUGACGGUGAUGCCAGCGCUCACCUGCGACUAUCUGGGAGAGAGAUUUUUUGAGGACGUGUGUGCUCUUCAAACUAUGCCAUCGUUUAGAGAUUUCAAUGUUAACGAUGCUUUCGACUCACUUGAAAAAGAGGGAGCUGAUCGCCUGAAGAAUGCUUGGGAACAACACUCAAAAGCGAUAAAAUCCAAUUGCGAUGGAAAUCAAAGAGAGCUUAUCCGAAUUCAACGGCAGGAACUGAUGAUUCAUUUGAAACCGCCAGAUGAUUUUCGAGAAUGA
Molecule: messenger RNA, 1342 nt
Organism: Daphnia pulicaria
Lineage: Eukaryota; Metazoa; Arthropoda; Branchiopoda; Diplostraca; Daphniidae
Exons: 6
Coding region: 77-1342 (421 amino acids)
Source: RefSeq, a predicted model, not a curated record